This is a messenger RNA of Aspergillus niger, 219 nucleotides long. RefSeq lists its product as uncharacterized. The transcript is spliced from 2 exons. The record is from RefSeq and is a predicted model, not a curated record. Lineage: Eukaryota; Fungi; Ascomycota; Eurotiomycetes; Eurotiales; Aspergillaceae. The coding region runs from base 1 to 219 and encodes 72 amino acids.
AUGGGUCUUUUUAAUGGAGUAUCCUCGAUCAGUAGUGGUGGUUGCGGUAAGUCGAGGCCUUCACUCCCUGGGGCGGUGGGUGACGCGAGUCACGUCGGCGGAGAACUAGGCGGCACGCGUCGCGGCGGAGGGCAUUUCCGAUCUUGCGACCGCGAUAAGACUCGUAUGCUCUUAACCCUAAGUCGGACAGAGACCGCGGAACAGCCAUGGCUAGAUUGA